GCUUAGAUCAGGGACCCCAGAAAACCCCAUUUUACACCAACAUUUUUCAAGUGAAUUCCGUCGGUGAGAAUUGAGAAAUUUCCAACUUUUGAGCCAUUUCAAUCAAAGAUCUGGGUGCGCAAAACCACAGAUCUUUGGUGUUUUCAUUCAACUAAGGUUUGUGGGUUUUUCAUUGUAAUUGAUGGGGUGGAAAUAUAAAGCUGGAUUGGUUCUAAUUGCUACUGUUGUCAUCAUAUGGGUCUCCUCUGCCGAAGUCACCCAGGGAAUUUUCACGGAUUAUAAACAACCAUUUGCAGUGACAUAUCUUGGAGCUUCAUUAAUGGUAAUUUAUCUUCCGAUUGCAUUCAUCAAGGACUUGAUAUAUAUGUUAAUCCGAAAACGAUCUGCUAGAAAUGGUACAAAAGCUCAAUCCCCAGGUGCACGGAACUCGCCUCUUAUGUAUAUUGGUGGCUCGGCAAUGUUCGAAAUGGAAGUUGAAGGGUCAUUAAAUCGAAAAGACAGUGAUCAUGACAUUUCUAAUCAAGAAGAAGGAAACCUGUUAAUCCCUAAAAGCAAAAGUGAUAAUUUGCCAUUGAAACAAGAAAACAUGCUUACAACAAGGGAGGUUGCUACGUAUGGAUUCUGUAUUGCACCUAUCUGGUUUGUCACGGAGUAUUUAUCAAAUGCUGCACUUGCACGUACGAGUGUUGCUAGUACGACAGUACUGUCUUCAACUUCAGGCCUAUUCACUCUAUUCAUUGGUGCGGCUUUGGGCCAAGAUUCAUUAAACGUGACGAAGAUAGUUUCUGUCUUUGUCAGCAUGGCUGGUGUUGCUAUGACCACUAUGGGAAAAACUUGGGCUGCAGAUGAAGCAGCUUCAAGUUCUUCUUCAAAUGGUGGUCGCUCUCUCAUUGGCGAUCUGUUCGGGCUUUGCUCUGCUAUGUCGUACGGGCUCUUUACUGUGCUUCUUAAAAAGUUUUCCGGGGAGGAAGGAGAACGCGUCGAUGUGCAAAAAUUGUUCGGAUAUAUUGGUUUAUUUACGCUUGUAGCUCUAUGGUGGCUCGUUUGGCCACUAACGGCGUUAGGAAUUGAACCCAAGUUCAAGAUUCCUCACUCGGCCAAGAUGGACGAAGUAGUUAUUGCCAACGGACUUAUUGGGAGUGUUCUUUCCGACUAUUUUUGGGCGUUAUGUGUUGUAUGGACAACUCCAUUGGUGGCCACCUUGGGCAUGUCACUCACUAUCCCGCUUGCCAUGGUGGCUGAUAUGAUGAUCCAUGGCCGCCAUUAUUCCGCCAUUUACAUUCUUGGUUCCCUUCAGGUAUUUGCUGGUUUCGUGAUUGCUAAUCUUCCGGAUAAAUUCUCAAAGAAAAUAGGGUUAUAGCAGGCAGCAGUGUGCUUUGGUUGCCAUCAUCACUAACCCUUGCCUUCUAAAGGUUCUUCUUCCUUUGAAGUCUUGAUUCCUUGUUGAGCUUCAACAUUCCAAGCCUGCUCAUGAAACAAUCUUGCAUUUGAUUGCUUGAAAAAUGAAGUUCUUGGUUCAAAAUUGUGAUAUACACAUACUUUUUUUGUCUUUGAUUCAAGUUUUGUUUUCAAAUUUGUGGGUAUUUGUUAGGGCAUGUAUUGCAAGAUUGGUAGAUGAUUUGUAGCAACUUUCUAAACAUGUUAAUAUAUUAAAUGUCUUGAUUUCUUUUCCUU
Cynara cardunculus var. scolymus (artichoke) is the source of this 1674-nucleotide messenger RNA. RefSeq lists its product as uncharacterized. The transcript is spliced from 8 exons. Gene Ontology annotation, cellular component: membrane. Gene Ontology annotation, biological process: regulation of peptide transport. Lineage: Eukaryota; Viridiplantae; Streptophyta; Magnoliopsida; Asterales; Asteraceae. The coding region runs from base 182 to 1360 and encodes 392 amino acids. The record is from RefSeq and is a predicted model, not a curated record.